Molecule: messenger RNA, 2341 nt
Organism: Klebsormidium nitens
Lineage: Eukaryota; Viridiplantae; Streptophyta; Klebsormidiophyceae; Klebsormidiales; Klebsormidiaceae
Source: the annotation of a GenBank genome assembly
CCCAGACCUUGACAGGAAAGCAGCGCUAACAAACAAAUGCCACUGCAGGAUGAUGUCCAGCUCGCUCCCCAGCUCAAGCAGAUGGUUCAGACCUAAGUUAGCAGAGCUCUGAGUCUGAGUCUACAUAGCUACCUCAACUUCGUUCAAAAGAUUCUUUGUUGCUCGGCAGCGCUCACUUUGUGAGAUGUUUCUACAAGUUUCCCAGUGACGCAUGGGCGUCUAAUUGGCGGGGCGCAAUGGCAACUUUCCAUAAUGGAAGCAGCAUUUGGCCUGACACUGUUCCAGCCAAUGUUUGGGGCUUGGGCGGAGAAUCACUGUGGGAACAGCUCAGCAGUGUUGCAAACUCGCUCCCUCCUGACACCCCUGUCGACGCCCGGUUUGAGCUCAACAUCCGGACAGGGAUCGCUUUGGUUCUGACUUUUGGGUGCGGACUUCUGGCAAAUGCCGCCGGGGUUGGAGGAGGUCCUUUCUACAUUCCUGUUUUCAAUGUCCUUCUCGGCUUCAAUCUCAAGAUGGCCUCAGCACUGUCGCUCACCAUCGUGUCGAGUGGCGCUUUGGCCAGCACGUUUUAUGGACUGCACAAAAAGAGCCCCAGAGAUUGCGACCGGACGCUGCUCGACUUCGACCUUGCACUCACGUUCCUACCAGCACUAUUGUUGGGGGUUAACUUUGGCGUGUUAUUCAACAUCCUCAUCCCGGAAUGGCUACAAACCGCCGUUUUGGUAUUCGUCCUCAUAUUUGUCAUCCGGAGCACCGCCAGAAAGGCUCGUCAGCAAUGGGACCUGGAGCAAGCAACGCUCAAGCGCACCGUCACAGAUUCGGCCGAGUCCGCACUGACCGCCGACGGUUUGCGGCAACCCUUGCUAGACCCUCCAGAUGUCGUCACCGUCACGACCGCAGGGGACGACAUAACUCUAGAACGCAACGACUCCGUCAAAACAUUGACCAAUGGGAGACCAAUCGUGGAGUGCCACGUGACCCCCGUUUUGGAAAACGUGCCACGUGGCACCAAGACGCUCGCGCAGCGCAUCCCCUUCCGGAAGUUUGCGGCGCUCCUGGUCCUCUGGGUUUUGUUUCUGGUCAGCCAGGCGCAGAAAAGCGCCUACCCUCGCUGCACGUGGGAAUACAUGACAGUUUGGGGGGCCCAAGUCGCGGUUCUGCUGCUCGUGGGGGGCUGGCAGAUUGCGCACCAAGUGCGGAAAGCGCGACGGAACGACGAGGACCUGGACCCCGAGAUGCGGGUUAUUUUAUCGCACGGGAGCCUCAGCGGAGGCAUCCGGCGACCUUUUACUGUCCUUGCGCAAGUGGCGGGCGUGAUUGCGACCGCGGGCGUGGGUGCGGGCCUUCUCGGAGUGGGUGGCGCCAUCUUCUUCAACCCGUGGCUCCUGCACCUGGGGGUGCAUCCGCAGGUCACUGUCUCAACCGCGGUCCUGAUGAUCCUCUUCAGCAGCUCCGCGAUUGCGCUGUCGCUCUCCUUCCACAACCUGCUGAACCACAGCUACGCCCUGGUGUUUGCGCCGAUUGCGUUUGUUGCCUCCACGAUUGGAGUCACAGUCGUCGGGCGAUUCGUACGGAAGUCGGGCAGAAGCUCGAUCAUUGUGAUAAUUCUCACCGUUCUAGUUGCUGCUGGAACGGGUACGACGGCCGUGUUCGGCGGCCUGCGGUCUUACGAACAAAUGCGCCGGGGGAGAGGCCUGGAUUUCCAUCCGUUGUGCAGCAGAUAAGCAUCGGAAGAUCGGAAGCGUUUGGGAAAACAUGGGAAUGGUUCGUCGAAAGAAGACGAAGCAUUUGGGAAGCCCUUUCUUUCUUUAAACAUACGUAAUGCUUCGUCCGAAAAAAUGCGUUGUACAUGCAAGGUUUGAUACAAGCACACCGUCUGCUUGCUCUUAGGGCAUUGAUUCGGGGCAACAUAUGCUCGUCGUUGGUAUUAAGAUUUGAUUGUCUAAUUGGCACCAUAACUUUCCACAAUGAACUGAUUGUUAACGUAACAUGGUAGAUUGCAGGAUGUGGCGACCAGGUCAUUAGUAGACAUGUACAAUUAAUGUAGUGAGUCGAUCAUAAAAGACUUAGAAGCCUACAGAUUGUGGGCUUCAUGGCAGGUUAACCGCAGUCUAGCUGGAAUCUGAUUGCUUGGUCGUCAAGUGUAGUGGGAACCAGACGGUGCACGUCUGACCUAUACAUUUCAUGUAGCUCGUAACUUAAUUUGGACUAAUCUGACUGUACGGCCAGGCUUCGGUAGUUCUGUGGGUGGAACUUCUGAUGCCGGUACACACUUAACUUGCAAUUAUGUGUCACUUAGGCCUUGCCAUUCUCAGGCAGGGCAAUCAUUCCGGUUUCUACA